AUCCGAUGCUAGAAAAUUUUGUUACUAUAUCUUAUCAAGAAUUUUCAAAUAUAAACACCAAAUAUGACAAUGGGCGAUGAAGCUCCUGUCACUUCCCUUGUGCUUCCAGUUCUAUUACGCCCAAUUCUUUCACAGCUUGAAAGAAGAGACAGGGCCGCUUCACAAACACUUAGAUCAGCAUUGACAAAAGCCGAAAGUGCACACCCAGGCCUAAGUCUAGAACUUGUGCAAGGUAUAUUGAGACGAGCUGAAGUCAAUCUUAAUGUCAAUGAAAGCAUAUUGCGAUUGCAAGGGCAGAUUUCAGACACUGAUGUUGUAGAAUAUAAAUUAAGUCGUUCCGAAGAUGCCUUUCAAGAAUUAAACAGAAAAUCGGCUGCUUUAAAACGGAUAUUAAGUCGAAUACCAGAUGAGAUUACAGAUAGAAAAACAUUUCUUGAAACUAUCAAGGAAAUUGCCAGUGCUAUAAAGAAGCUUCUGGAUGCUGUGAAUGAUGUUUCUGGUUUUCUACCAGGAUCUCCAGCAAAGCAAGCCUUGGAGCAACGUAAACGUGAAUUUGUGAAGUAUUCAAAAAGAUUUAGUAAUACUUUGAAAGAGUAUUUCAAGGAGGGACAAGCAAAUUCAGUGUUCACAAGCGCAUUAUAUUUAAUUCAUCAAACGAACCAAAUAAUGAUUACAGUAAAAAACAAAUGCGAGUAGUUUAAGAAAGUCUGUGCGAAAAAAUCAAUCAUUAUAAAUAUGGAGAAAUAUAUUAAACUGUUGCACAUUUACUAUGAAUUAAAACGGAUUUAUUAAUCUGACGUUGUCCUUAUACUGGACAUUGCAUAAUGAAGUCAAUUUUAUUGUUAUCAUAUGAGCCAGUUUAUGAAAGUAUUAAAAUAGAUAAGAAUUCUAGAAAAUAUAUUGUACAAAAUUCAAACUUUAUGAUUCAAGCAGAAACAUUUUUCAUUUUUGUAGUAUAUUCUUUGAAUUUAGAAUAAAGUUAAUUAGAUAUAA
Messenger RNA from Ctenocephalides felis (cat flea), 993 nucleotides. Its product is annotated as programmed cell death protein 10-like. Gene Ontology annotation, molecular function: protein kinase binding. Gene Ontology annotation, cellular component: Golgi apparatus; FAR/SIP/STRIPAK complex. Gene Ontology annotation, biological process: positive regulation of MAP kinase activity; regulation of Golgi organization. The transcript has 5 exons. The coding region runs from base 64 to 696 and encodes 210 amino acids. NCBI's taxonomy places the organism in Eukaryota, Metazoa, Arthropoda, Insecta, Siphonaptera, Pulicidae. The record is from RefSeq and is a predicted model, not a curated record.